Molecule: messenger RNA, 1433 nt
Organism: Cryptomeria japonica (Japanese cedar)
Lineage: Eukaryota; Viridiplantae; Streptophyta; Pinopsida; Cupressales; Cupressaceae
Exons: 2
Coding region: 194-1111 (305 amino acids)
Source: RefSeq, a predicted model, not a curated record
AACAAAACAAUACCAUGAACAAGGACCGCACUCACCUUAUCUUUUUCUGGGUAUCGUGUUCAGCGUUCAACCCACACUUCAACUAAUAUCCUCCCCCCAAAAGAACUGAAUUCUCUGUUGUAUUUGGGUUUUGAAACCAUACAUAAAUGGUUAAUGCCAUGCCAUCGACGGAAGCAUGAAUUAGUGAACUAGGAUGAACUUGAGUCCCAUUCCUCCACCAUUCUCGGGACUUGUCCACACUUGUGGAAAAUGCACUGUGUUCUGCCCAUAUAUUCCUAAUUCACUUAUUCACAAUUACAAAACAGCACUUUUGGUGGGCAGAUCUAAUGUUAGACUAACAAACAGACUUUCAUACAAGUGGAACAGUUCAAGAGACAAAAGAGAAUUUGGGUAUUGGGAUUCUGAUUCAGAAAGCUUUGGAGGGGCCAAAUUCAAGAGCAGGAUUGCUGAGGAUGAUGCAUUUGAUGAUAGUAAUCCCUGGUGGUCUGAAGAAUAUGACAGGGAUGAUUAUGAUGACUACGAGGACAGUUCUCAACUUAAAUGGGGUAGCACUUCUGUACAACAGGCUCUCAGAUCAUGGACUUGGAUUCUCCCAGCAGUUCUGAUUCCAUGGCUGCUUGGAAACCCCAUGGCUAUUAUUAUGGCCUUGUUUUUUCCACUUGCCCAGUCAGCAGUUGGCUCUUUAUUUGAACAGGCUUGGAGAGCGAUUCUCGGAAGUGUGGCACCAGCUCCACCAAAACCAAAACGAAAGCGCAAGACAGCAUCUUAUAGAAAUGGUUGGAAUGAAUCAGACACUAGGUCUUCCAACAGGGAUCAAUCAACAACAUACGAUGAACCAGAGUUGGAUACAAGUGGCAGUACACCUCCAGAAUCCAGGCAGAAAUACUCAUGGGCAGAUCCUGACAAAUCUAUGAGUGCUGGAGUACAAGGUGGGUUGAACUUGGGCGGCUGGGAGGAUUUGGAUAGUGGCAUUGAGAGACCAGUUAGAACUAAAAAGCAAAAUAAAAAAAGUAAACUAAGUAGAAAAAUCAGGAGGAGGGAAGUUCCGUUAUUCUUUAGGUUGCUUGUAGCAUUUUUUCCCUUUUUGGGAUUUUGGGGUAAAUAUCUAUAGUUUAUUACCCUAGUAUUUUCAAUGCAUGAUUUUAUUUACAGGCGCCAUACCUUGAACCUUAUCAUCUAGGUUUUUUAAGCAAACCUUUAAGUUCACAAGUCCAAUACAGGAUAGUUUUUUUUACUACUACGAUAGAACCCAUAGGGAAUGGGACUAUUAUCAUAAGAAGUAAUCACCGGAUUAGUGGUAUUUUUUAGAGCUACCAAGUAAUCAAACAUUUCAAAAUUCUAAGAAAAACAUGAUCUUUAUUAGUGAGAACAUUCUAUGUUUAUCCAUUAUUUUUUUGAAAAACUUGUAUAUAUGUCAUUUACUUUUCCAAUUA